UCUUUGGGAGAGAUUGAGAUUGAGAUUGAGAUUGAGAUUGAGAGAGAGAGAGAGAGAGGGGACGAAGUUGACAGCCGGCUUUUGCAGAUCUUAAUCUACUUGGGUCUUCGCGCAUGCCUUCCUCCCGCAAGAUUCUCGUGCCCCAAGGCGCGUCUCUUCGCUGUGUCCGGCAGCCAAAUCCAUCCGCCUCCCUUCCGCAAGAUUCUCGUACCGUAACGCGUGUCUCUUCGUUGUCUCCGGCAGCCACUUGUCCAUUGCAGCAGAAUGAUGCUGCUGUCGUAGCUUCUCCAUCACUGGAUUCUAAGAUCCCAUCCACCAUAUCCGACGCCGAUCGAGCCGAAGUCACUGUAUCGCACUCCCAUAAAGGCUGCUCAUCGAGUGCUUCAUUCGGAUUUCUAGUAGUAAUCAAUCACGAUUGGGAGUUGUUUUGGGAAGAUGAUGAGCUCCAACGAAGACAACGGAGGAGGAUGGCUUAUGGAUUACGGGCUCCUGGACGACUUCCCGGCCGCCGACUACAUCUGGUCUCCUCAGUUCCUUCACGAUCCCGCUGCCUCGAGCGCGAUCCUUGGGCUUGAGGUCGAGGUUCUGCAGGACGAGGAGGAUGCUCCCCUGGAGAAACGAGCACGAGUGGAAUCAUCUGCUGCACCACGAACCAAGGCUUGCCGUGAGAAAUUGCGGAGAGACAGACUCAACGACAGGUUCAGAGAAUUGUGCUGUGUGUUGGAUCCCGGGAAGCCUCCCAAGGCAGACAAGCUUGCCGUUCUAAGAGACGCCACUCAUCUGCUAAUCCAAUUGCGUGUUGAAGCAAAGAAGCUGAAGGAGUCGAACGAGGCACUGCAAGAUGCGAUAAAGAAUCUAAAGGCGGAGAAAUCGGAACUGAGGGAUGAGAAGACGAGGCUGAGGUGUGAGAAGGAGCAGAUGGAGCAAAUGCUUAGAGGCAUCAGCUUCACAGGUCAAUCUGCUGCGGUGCCUGCAACGAACGACAAAACCUUUGCAUAUAUGCCAAUUUGCAUGUGGCAAUGGGUACCUCCGGCAGCUUUGGACACUUCUCAGGAUCAUGUGCUACGCCCUCCUGUGGCGUAGUGCUCUAAGAGUUCUACGAGUUGAUUGCUCGGAACUCGGAAGGAAUCGAGCAUGUAAUUCCAUUCAAAGUCUGGGAUCACUUGAUGUUGUAGUGAGGAUUAAAGAUGUCGAACGAUUGCCCAAAUAGAGUAAUAGCAUAAAAAUAAAACACCAGCUUCUACA
Molecule: messenger RNA, 1245 nt
Organism: Musa acuminata AAA Group (dessert banana)
Lineage: Eukaryota; Viridiplantae; Streptophyta; Magnoliopsida; Zingiberales; Musaceae
Product: transcription factor ILR3
Exons: 6
Coding region: 436-1083 (215 amino acids)
Biological process (GO): regulation of DNA-templated transcription; intracellular iron ion homeostasis
Molecular function (GO): protein dimerization activity; DNA-binding transcription factor activity
Source: RefSeq, a predicted model, not a curated record